UUCCAAAAACAAAAUAUAUAUGUGAAAUUUAAAGCACAGUAAAUUCAAACCAUAAUGUUAGUACUCCCUUUCAUUACCUGCCUGUUCUUUUUAUUGUUAACAACUUCAAGCUCAUUAUUAGACACCAUAACUCUGCAUCAAAACUUUACCGAUGGGGAAACCAUUACGUCUUUAAAUGAAAGGUAUGAGCUAGGUUUCUUUAGCCCUGGCAGUUCGGAAAACCGAUAUCUAGGGAUAUGGUUUAAGAACAUCACCCCUUUAACAGUUAUAUGGGUUGCUAACAGAGAGACCCCACUUAAGGAUCGGUUUGGAAUGGUUAAACUAGGCAACCUAGGAAACAUGUCUCUUGUCGAUGGGGGUGGCACGGUCGUUUGGACAUCCAACUCCUCUGCAUCCAGCACUACUGCUGUUAAACCCAUAGCAAAGCUUUGGAGUAGUGGAAAUUUGGUAAUCAUGAGUGAAGAUAGUCGUGAUGAGGAAAAUCAUAUUUGGCAAAGUUUUGAUUAUCCUGGCGAUACUAUUGUAUCAGGAAUCAAACUGGGCAAGAACCUUGUAACAGGAAGAGAAAUAUAUUUGACUUCCUGGAAAAAUCCGGAUGAUCCAUCCCCGGGUGAGUAUUCCAUGAGGUUUUUAAUGGUUAAGGAUAAAUAUCCGCAAGGAUAUUUGUGGAAAAGUUCUGUAAAGUUAACAAGGUUCGGGCCAUAUAAUGGUUACGAGUUUGCUGGCCAGACACACUAUAAUUCCAAAGACAAAGAUAUUAUGGUUCUUAAUCAGGAGGAUAUGCAUCUCCAGUUCAUGCAUAACAGCACCAUAUUCGCACUAAUGUAUAAACUUAAUCCUGAUGGCAAGCUAAACACUACGCAUCUAAUUGUACACAAUCAUCGAUGGAUACAAGAUUUAGUAAUACCUAAUGAUAAGUGUGAUGAAUAUGGAAUGUGUGGCCCAUAUGAAAGCUGUGUUUCGUUAACUCCUCCUUACUGCAAAUGCUUGAAAGGGUUUCAACAAGGUAUUCCAGAAACAUCAAAUUCUGAUAAUCGGACUAGGGGAUGCCAACGAAGUAGACCUUUGGAUUGUGGGCCUAGAGAGGGAUUUCUGAAGCUUCCAAACAUGAAAUUUCCGGAUACUCAGAACGCUGUCUAUAAUAACAGCAUGAGCCUCCAAGAGUGUGAGGUUGCUUGCAAAAAUAACUGCUCUUGCACUGCCUAUGCCAAUCCAAACAUCACCGAAGGUGCAGUUGGAUGCUUGCUAUGGUUUGGUGAUUUGAUUGAUGUUCGAGUCUACCAAGCAACUGGGCAAGAUCUUUAUGUUAGAUUGGCGGCCUCCGAACUAUUAGAUACCAAUUCCAAGCUCCAUAGAACGAAAAGUGUGAUUAUUACUGUAACUUUGACAAUGGCUGUUGUUUUGGUUGGCCUGGUAUUGGCGCUAUACAUCUGGACUAGGCGGAAGAAGAGAUCAAAUGUGGAAAGAGAAGGUAUGCCAAGAACAGUCCUUGAUAAAGAUAACAAAUCUAGCAGCAAAAACGAAAAUAUGGAGCUGCCAUUAUUUAGCCUAUCACAAAUUUACAGGGCUACCAAUAAGUUCUCCAUCGAAAAUAAGCUUGGACAAGGCGGGUUUGGUCCAGUUUACAAGGGUAUGCUAGAAGGACAAGAGGUUGCUGUGAAGCGACUCUCAAAGUCCUCUCGACAAGGAGUUGACGAAUUCAAGAAUGAAGUUAUAUGCAUAGCUAAACUUCAACAUCGGAAUCUUGUGAAGCUCCUUGGAUAUUGCAAUGAAGAAGACGAGACAAUUUUAGUUUACGAAUACAUGCCUAACAGAAGUCUAGACAGUUUUAUAUUUGAUGACAUAAGGAAGUCACAACUUGAUUGGUCACAGCGCUUCAACAUAAUUCAAGGGAUUGCCCGAGGUCUUCUUUAUCUUCAUCAAGAUUCUAGGCUUAUAGUAGUACAUAGGGAUUUAAAAGCAGGCAACAUUUUACUCGAUCAUCAUAUGCGUCCGAAGAUAUCAGACUUUGGUUUGGCUAGAAUGUUUACAGAACAUGAGAGUGAAGCAAAUACAAAGAGAGUGGUGGGAACUUUGGGCUACAUAUCACCGGAGUAUGCAGUGAAUGGUCAAUACUCGACAAAGUCAGAUAUUUUUAGCUUUGGAGUUAUAAUGCUGGAGAUCGUGAGCGGCCAGAAAAAUAGAGGUUUUGUUGAUGAAAAUCAAGAAGCGGAUAACCUAGUAGGCCACGCAUGGAGACUUUACAAUGAAAACAAGUCUUUCGAUCUAGUUGACUCAUGUUUAUGCAAUUCCUAUUCUACUUCAGAAUUGAUGAGAUCGGUACACGUUGGCUUAUUAUGUGUACAAAAUCGACCAGAAGAUAGACCUAGCGCACAGUCUGUAAUUGACAUGUUAGACGGUGAAGGUUCACUACUUUCUCCAAAAAAACCUGGUUUCUUUAUUCAUAGAUCUGAAAUCAACUCCAACACAAUUGUUCCAUCUAUUAAUGGAUUAACAUUAAGUCAAGUAUAUGGUAGAUAAGAAACUAUUUUAAACAUGUUUAAGGUUAUUUCUGGGCAUGUAUCUAUUAUAUCAUAAGCUAGCUAGAUCCAUCACGCUCUUGGGAUAUCUAGUCGUUGUAGGAAGCUAGUUAACAUUUUCUUAGCCCUUAUGGCAAAUUAGUACUGUUUGGCUGAAUAUGUCAUGUAUCUAUAUUUUUAAACUCGUCAUGCUAGGUGAUCUAUAAUAUCUGUCUAACUGGUUUUUUUUUCUCUCAAAA
Molecule: messenger RNA, 2758 nt
Organism: Erigeron canadensis
Lineage: Eukaryota; Viridiplantae; Streptophyta; Magnoliopsida; Asterales; Asteraceae
Product: G-type lectin S-receptor-like serine/threonine-protein kinase At4g27290
Exons: 7
Coding region: 55-2520 (821 amino acids)
Biological process (GO): recognition of pollen; protein phosphorylation
Molecular function (GO): protein serine/threonine kinase activity; ATP binding
Source: RefSeq, a predicted model, not a curated record